UUCCGCCUCCAUAGGUGUCAUGGUGACCUUACUGCCGCUUCAUUUAAGUGCUUCCGGUAGAGGUGGUGCUUCCGGCGGGAUGACGACAGCGCUUCUAGUAGCAUUGGUGGCUGGUGGGGGCGGGGCUUCUCUCCACUUCCUAUUUCCGGGCGGGGGGGCGUGGCCCGGUGUGGAGGUUGUUGAUGCUGUUGGGGAUCCUGCUGGAACCCCUUCCAGCACCGCUAUGAGCCUGCAGUGGACUGCUGUGGCCACCUUCCUCUAUGCUGAGGUCUUUGCCGUGCUGCUGCUCUGUGUUCCCUUCAUCUCUGCAACCAGGUGGCAGAAGAUCUUCAGGUCCCGCUUAGUGAGGGCCGUGGUGACCUAUGGGAACACAUUCUUCAUCGUUCUCAUUGUAAUCCUCAUUCUGCUUCUAAUUGAUGCGGUGCGGGAGAUCCGCAAGUAUGACGAGGUGCCCGAGAAGGUCUCUCUCCAGCACAGCCCAGGAGCACUGGAGCACGUGCACAUGAAGCUCUUCCGUGCCCAGCGCAACCUUUAUCUGGCUGGCUUUGCUCUGCUGCUCUCUUUCCUACUGCGGCGCUUGGUGACACUGCUGUCCCAGCAGGCCUCACUCCAGGCCUCCAAUGAGGCCUUCAGGAAACAGGCGGAAGGGGCCAGUGAAGCAGCCAAGCGCUACAUGGAGGACAAUGACUGUCUCAAGAAGCUGAAGCUGGCCGGCGUGGAUGUAGCUGAGCUGCCCCCCAAGGAUGUGGGGGCCCAGGAGGAGAAUGAGACUCUCAAGGUCAAAGUGCAGAAGCUCAAGGAUGAGCUGGCAACCAGCAAACGCACCCUGGAGAAGGCAGAGAACGAGGUCCAGGCCAUGCGGUGCCAGGCUGAGGGGCUGACCAAGGAGUAUGACCGGCUGCUGGAGGAGCAUGCCAAGCUGCAGGCCGAGCACUCUGGACCCAAGGACAAGAAGGAAGAGUGAGCACUUCCCUUGCUGCUGUGUGGGGGCCUGCUGAAGACCCUGCCUUCUCCAUGUCAUCACCACCCCCCUCUGGGUCCUGGGGAGCUCCAUCCAUCACAGCCUUGCCCCUCCCCCUUCUUAGUUUGUGGGGGGAGAGCUGCUCUGUACAGGAGUUGGGGGAGCCUGGUUUCCCCUUCUCCCCUGUGGGCUUGUGUCUUCCCCCCCAGGGAUUUUUUUUUUUUUUUUUUUUUAACAGCAUCAGUGCUUUUGGCUUCAAUAAAGGACAUGGGAACCAGGUGCUAACUGGACUCUGUGUGCAGGGGGAGGGUAGUUGCCUGGGUUUUCUUAGUGGGGAUGGGGCUGGGAGCCUGGACACUUAGAUUCUCUGUGGGGUGGAGUGUGACUCCCUGGCUAGGCCCAGCUUCAAUGCCUGGGUUAUUUUCUUGCUAUUGGGUGAGGACUGUGACUCAGGGAACCUCAGCCAUCUGGGUUCCCUCCCUUAUUCUGGAGGAGGGGCAGAGCUGAGAGCCUAGAAACCCAAGUCCAUUUCUCAUCUUAGCUAGUCAUGGCCUGGAAUCUCCCCUCCCUCUCCCACUGGGACAGAUCCCUAGUGACCCUCACAUGGUUGCAUCCCAUGGCUCUGACUCGGCCCUGCUCCCCCGCAACCCUUCAUCUUUUCCCAGGACACUCAAGUUCCCUUUGCCCUGGUAGGGAACUCAGGGCCUGAGCCAUGCUGGGGACUCAGAUGCAUAUCUCCCAGCCAGGAUGAGCACUGGGGCAUCUAGGCCCACGACCUGCCCCUUAAAACAUAUGCACAGACUUGGAGCAGCUUAGACACUCAUCAGCGUUUAUUGCUUUAUGUAGAGAUGGGGGUUUAUUGCUUUAUGUAGAGAUGGGGGUAUUUGCCCUCCACAGAUGGCAUUUGGGUAUUUGCCCCAGGGGGUUGUUGGUGUGGGUAUUUGCCCCCAUGGAGGAUAGUUGGGUGGGUUUUGACUCUGGGGGUUACUUGGAGUGGGUCUUACCCCCAAUCUGACCCCAAGGGGUAACUUGCCCGUCAGCAGGGCCUUUUGCUGGGUAUUUAAUGCCCCCCCCAGGAGUAGGUGGGGGGAGGGGGGAGUCUUGCCGUUGGAGAGGCAGGAAGCAGUGCAAUUGCAAAGGACCAUGCUUCCAUGGGUUCCCUCCCCACCCUCCUGUCAUGAUUAUGCAGGCAGCAAUGAGCUGGGUUCUUCAGUGAGCCUGGACAAAUGUGCCCCCCUCUUUAUUUGCCCCUUCACCCCCUUUAACAAAUUCAUUGGUUUUAAGGAGUUGCUUCCAAGCAGCAGAGAUGCAUAUAUUUACAUAUCAUUGAGCUAAUUAACAGGGGGGGUCUCUUCCCCUUCAUUAAGCAAUUAAAAAAACCCAACAAGAAUCAGCUGAUGGAGGUGCCUAAGGGUGCCCCCCCUCACCCUUCCCCUCCCUGUCCCCUCACACCUUUUGCCCAAAUGCCUGGGUUCCUUGCCAUCUGCGUACCUGGCUCGUGGCAGGUGCUGGGCUGGGAAUGGGAUGUGGAGCCAGCCACGUCCCAGGUUGUUCUAUGUGGCCAACUGGGGGCCUUCCAGAGCCAGCCCCUGCCCCCUGCAGUCAAGUGGGGGGAGAACCUAGGUCUCUGCAUUCCUCUAGUCUCAAACUCUUCCCCUCCCAAAGCCAGGAGUGAAUGCAGGUGUCCAGGCCUGCCGCCCACCCCACCCUGCCCCCCCGGCCUCAAGCGAAAAAAAGAACCCAGGCACCUGGGUCCCCUGCUCUCAUCUGCUCUUCUGUCAGAGCCCAAAGAGAACCCAGGUGUCCCACCACCACACCUCAACCCAAUAACAAAGAUUUUAAUUUAAAAAAUAAGUUCCCUUUUCAUUCUAUUUUUGAAAAAAAAAACCAUUAUAAUAGAAUUGGCUGAUUUAAGUAAUUAAUUGCUCUUUCUCCUUACAAAAAAAAAA
Molecule: messenger RNA, 2910 nt
Organism: Alligator sinensis (Chinese alligator)
Lineage: Eukaryota; Metazoa; Chordata; Crocodylia; Alligatoridae
Gene: BCAP31
Product: B cell receptor associated protein 31
Exons: 8
Coding region: 20-964 (314 amino acids)
Biological process (GO): intracellular protein transport; endoplasmic reticulum to Golgi vesicle-mediated transport
Cellular component (GO): endoplasmic reticulum membrane; endoplasmic reticulum
Source: RefSeq, a predicted model, not a curated record